GCUUAUGAUACCAAAACAAGACAGAAGGUGGCAGUAAAAAAGCUUUCAAGACCUUUCCAAUCACUUAUUCACGCCAGGAGGACCUACCGAGAGCUUAGGUUGCUUAAGCACAUGAAGCAUGAGAACGUUAUAGGAUUGCUAGAUGUUUUUACACCUGCAUCAUCAAUAGAAAAUUUUAAUGAAGUGUAUCUUGUGACAAAUUUAAUGGGUGCUGACUUGAAUAACAUUGUGAAGUGCCAGAAGUUAACAGAUGAUCAUAUACAGUUUCUCAUCUAUCAGUUACUUCGAGGUCUUAAGUAUAUUCACUCAGCUGGAAUCAUCCACAGGGACCUGAAGCCCAGUAACCUAGCUGUAAAUGAAGACUGUGAAUUGAGGAUCUUAGACUUUGGUUUAGCUCGACAAACUGAUGAUGAAAUGACUGGAUAUGUUGCGACAAGAUGGUACAGAGCUCCAGAAAUUAUGUUAAACUGGAUGCACUACAAUCAAACAGUUGACAUCUGGUCAGUUGGGUGCAUCAUGGCAGAGCUAUUGAAAGGAAAAGCCCUAUUUCCAGGAAAUGAUUAUAUCGAUCAACUAAAGAGAAUAAUGGAAGUUGUGGGCACACCCAGUUCAGAACUUCUGAAGAAGAUAUCAUCAGAACAUGCAAGAAAAUACAUUGAAUCUCUUCCACAUAUGCCUCAACAGGAUUUGAAAGCAGUAUUUCGUGGUGCCAAUCCAUUAGCUGUAGAUCUUCUUGAGAAGAUGCUUAUACUAGACAGCGAUAAAAGAAUUACUGCCUCAGAAGCACUUGCACAUCCAUACUUUGUACAGUAUCACGAUCCAGAUGAUGAACCUGAGGCUGAGCUGUAUGAUGAGUCAAUAGAGAACAAGGAGAGAACCAUAGAUGAAUGGAAAGAACUUACCUAUGAAGAAGUCAUUAGCUUUAAACCCCCCGACUUAAAAAUGGAUAGCCUGGAGAUAGAACAGUGAAUAUGGGCAGCUCUGUCUUGCCUUGCUGCACUAUGAAGACUGUUAAAAUAUAACCUUACAAUUUAACCUGUGGUCAGACGUAGAUUUUACUAUCCAAAGAUGUUGGAGAAGAUGUGGAAAAGCAGAUGCAUUAUACAGAAGCCAGAUGUUGUCUGUUUUGGGUGGGGGUUUUUUUGCCUUGUAAUAUGAAUGUAUUCCCAGUUCACAGAGGGUGAUAAAGAACUGCUUCAAUCUGACAUAAUCAUGCACUGAGUUCUGUCGAGCUGUGUGUUCUGCAUGUCUCAUUUUAUCAGUUCUAUUGCCAAAAUAAAGGUGACUUUUAAAAUUAAUUUUAAAUUUGUACAUUUAAAGCAUGAAUGUGUACAAACAUAAACACAGAAAUCCAUACGAGCAUCCAGGUUUUUUUCUGGCAUUUUAUCUGUCCGUUU
Messenger RNA from Antrostomus carolinensis (chuck-will's-widow), 1397 nucleotides. Its product is annotated as mitogen-activated protein kinase 11. NCBI's taxonomy places the organism in Eukaryota, Metazoa, Chordata, Aves, Caprimulgiformes, Caprimulgidae. Gene Ontology annotation, biological process: protein phosphorylation. Gene Ontology annotation, molecular function: ATP binding; MAP kinase activity. The record is from RefSeq and is a predicted model, not a curated record. The coding region runs from base 112 to 969 and encodes 285 amino acids. The transcript is spliced from 11 exons.